Leucoraja erinaceus (little skate) is the source of this 739-nucleotide messenger RNA. Its product is annotated as oxytocin-neurophysin 1-like. NCBI's taxonomy places the organism in Eukaryota, Metazoa, Chordata, Chondrichthyes, Rajiformes, Rajidae. Gene Ontology annotation, molecular function: neurohypophyseal hormone activity. The record is from RefSeq and is a predicted model, not a curated record. The transcript has 3 exons. Bases 16 to 510 code for a protein of 164 amino acids. Gene Ontology annotation, cellular component: secretory granule; extracellular region.
CAAAAAAUUAGUAACAUGAUAGCAUCGCAGUGCACGGAGUAUUCUGAAGGGUAUAAAAAGGGAGUGGAUUGGAAGUUGCUCAGUGCAGUUUGGAAGGUUUCCUGUUGUCAGACACACCAGGAGAACAUCAUGCACUCCGCUUGCCUCACUGUCGGUCUCCUCUUCCUCGUCUCCAUCGCUUCGGCUUGUUACAUCAGCAACUGUCCUCAAGGAGGCAAACGAUCCAUCAUGGACAUGGACAUCAGACAGUGCAUGUCUUGUGGUCCCGGCAACAGAGGCCAGUGCUUCGGGGCCAAGAUCUGCUGCGGGGAGGAGAUCGGCUGCUUCUUCGGAACGUCGGAGACAUUGAGGUGCCAAAAGGAAUCCUACCUGCUCUCUCCGUGUGAACCUGCCGGCAGCCUCUGUGGCACGAACGGUGGGAAAUGUGCCGCGGCGGGAACCUGCUGCACUGCUGAGAGCUGCACAUUGGAUCCUGCGUGUAACUCCAGGAGCAUCUUCUCCUCAGAUUAAAUCGCGUCUCUGGGGAAACGCGAUCUGCAGCACAAAGCCUCGCUACCUAAAGCUCAAGUCGAGAAAUGUUUAAUACUAUUACGUUUUGAUGCUGAAUAGAUAGAAAUUAUAACCUGUAAAGGUUUCCAGACAUGUACAGAUGUGUUAAAUAAAUGUGAAAUAAUGCAACACUUGGAAUAACCAUUAACAUUAAAUAAACAAAAUACAAACACCUUGUUCUUUUUUGAGA